AUCACCACGAUGAUAAUAAGAGCGCCCCUACGGCUGCGGCAUGGCCGCAUCGCCCUCCCCAAAUCCUCUCCUCUCCACCACCACCCAUCCACCCGCCGCUUCAACUCCUCCCUCGAAACCGACACACCCACCUCCAGCGUCGUCGGCGUCCCAACCUUCAUCGACACCACCUCCUCCCUCCCCGCCACAUCCCGUCCGGACUCCCUCCCCGCCGUCCCCAUCAACGACCCCAACCACCCCGUGGCCCUCGACUACGCCUUUUUCCAACACCAAAAGUCCGCCCUCGCCGGCACGGGCAGCGUCCUCUCCCCCCACUACAAACCCUACCAACUCCUCUCCAACCCUCCUUACCCCCGCGACAUUACCCUCGAACUUCUCAUCGCUUCGCAGUCCCACCUCGGUCACGCGACGAGUUUGUGGAAUCCUGCGAAUUCGAGGUAUAUUUUCGGCGUGAGGGAUGGGGUGCACAUUAUCAGUCCGGAUGUGACGGCGAGCCAUCUCCGACGAGCGUGUAAGAUCGUGUCUGGGGUGACGGAACGAGGCGGAUUGGUGUUGUUCGUCGGCACGAGGGAGGGACAUGCGAGAGCGGUUGUCAAAGCGGCGGGCAUGGCGAAGGGAUGUCAUCUUUUCACGAAGUGGAUUCCCGGGAGUAUCACCAACGGACAGCAAAUCCUCGGCGGGUGUGCGAAAAAGGUGGUCAACGAGCUGGAUCAGGAGGUGGAAGGGUUCGAAGCGCAGUUGGGGAGUAAAGCCGCGUUGAAACCCGAUUUGGUCGUCUGUCUGAACCCAUUGGAGAACUACAUCCUCCUACACGAGUGUGGACUGAACAACAUCCCCACCAUCGGAAUCAUCGACACAGACGCCAACCCGACGUGGGUGACGUACCCCAUCCCCGCUAACGACGAUUCCCUGCGAUGCGUACAAGUCGUAGCUGGUGUACUCGGUCGCGCGGGUCAAGAAGGGCAAGAAGCGAGAGCACGACUAGCGAGACGGGGGAUUGUGUCUUAC
Messenger RNA from Zymoseptoria tritici IPO323, 1008 nucleotides. RefSeq lists its product as uncharacterized. The transcript has 2 exons. The record is from RefSeq and is a predicted model, not a curated record. The annotation marks the transcript as partial. Gene Ontology annotation, cellular component: mitochondrial small ribosomal subunit; ribosome. NCBI's taxonomy places the organism in Eukaryota, Fungi, Ascomycota, Dothideomycetes, Mycosphaerellales, Mycosphaerellaceae. Gene Ontology annotation, molecular function: structural constituent of ribosome. Gene Ontology annotation, biological process: translation.